CAUUAGUCAAUCGUGUAACCCGCACUGGACCAUAACCAAAACCAUCUAACAUUGCAGUCUGCCUUAGUGUAUAGGAAUUAAUACAACUAGUUUGAUGCGUGUGUGGGUUUUCUGCAAAAUGGCCCCUUAUUAAAAAAAAGUGACGUACCACCCUAACGUCAUCUGCAUCCGCUCUAUUCCUCUUCCUGCUUUCGAAGCGAAUCUUUGCGGCAGUGUUAAUUGCCGUAUUCCAGUGCUGCGUGGUGGUGCACGUGUGGGUAUCUACAGAGUUUAGCUGGACGUAGAGUGAGCGGUAGGUGUUGAGCUCGUCAAAAUCCAAGGAAACGAUCCGAAUUAUCCAGUGUUUGUCGAUUGGCUAGCUGGGUGACAGGAAGCAGUGUCAGAGAUGGGCAGGAAGUUGGACCCCAUGAACAAGGUGAAGCGUGGCCCGGGGCGCAAAUCGAGGAAACAGAAAGGGGCAGAGACGGAGAUCCCCAAAUUCCUGCAGGACGAUGACGAAGGACCGAAAAGACUUUCCAGUCGAGGGCGAAAAAGGGCAGGGAAACGGGUUUUACAGAAGAAAAACGAAAUGGAGAAGAAACGCAAAGACUUGCCAGCGAGCAAAACCCCCGCCGCAAACCAGGACAAAGUGGUGCCCAAGAAAGGAUUCAGCGACAACAACGCAGAAUGGCUGAGACCGGCCAAGCGCAAGAGAGCACUCAAGGAGGAGGAGGAGGAGGAAAGCGACUCUGAGGGAGAGGGGGAGGGAAAUGGGGAGUGGAAGAAUGAAGAGGGAGAGUCUUCAGAGGAGGAAAUGGUGGAUGAUUACGGAGCUGAAGAGGGGGAAGGUGAAAGUGAGAAGAUAGGUGGAGGAGAGCUGUGGAGUGGAGGAGAGGAUGAUUCUUCUGAGGAGGAAGAGGAGGGAGACGAGGAUUCUGAGCUUUUACCUAUCGAGCGAGCUGCGAAGCGACAGAAGAAACGAGCGCAGCUGGAGAAAGAGAGAGGAGAGAGGGAAGGAGAGAGCGAGGAGGAGAAGGAGGGAGAGGAAGGCGAUCUUCAACUCAACAUCGAGGAGCUUGAGAAGUUCACCCUGCCCAGCGGACAGGAGAUUGAGAAGGAGAGCGUCCAGCCCCCCGACCUGCAAGUGGUGCAUCAGCGAAUCAAAGACAACGUGGAGGUGCUUGGGGACUUCAGCAAGAAGAGGGAGGAGGGGAGAGAGAGGGAGGACUAUCUGAGGCUGCUGAAGCACGACCUGGCCAUGUACUACAGCUACAACACCUUCCUCAUCGACAAGCUCAUGGAGCUCUUCACAGUGUCGGAGCUGGUGGAUUUCCUGGAGGCCAAUGAGGUGCAGCGACCCGUGACGAUUCGAACCAAUACCCUGAAGACAAGGAGGCGGGACUUGGCUCAGGCGCUCAUUAACCGCGGGGUGAAUCUGGACCCCCUGGGGAAGUGGUCCAAGGUUGGGCUGGUGAUCUUCGAUUCCUCUGUGCCCGUCGGUGCGACCCCGGAGUACCUGGCUGGUCACUACAUGCUGCAGGGCGCCUCCAGCCUCCUCCCCGUCAUGGCCCUCGCGCCGCAGGAGAACGAGAAGGUGCUGGACAUGAGCGCCGCUCCCGGGGGCAAGACCAGCUACAUGGCCCAGCUGAUGAAGAACACCGGGGUGAUCCUUGCUAACGAUGCCAACGCAGACCGGCUGAAGAGUGUGGUGGGAAACCUGCACCGAUUGGGGAUCACGAACAGUGUGGUGUGCAACUACGACGGGAGAGAGUUCCCCAAGGUGAUGGGAGGUUUCGAUCGAAUUCUUUUGGAUGCUCCUUGCAGUGGAACAGGAGUCAUUUCAAAGGACCCGGCCGUCAAAACCAGCAAGGAUGAGAAGGAUAUCCUCCGCUGUGCUCACUUACAGAAGGAGCUGAUCCUCUCUGCCAUCGACUCCCUGGACGCUUCCUCGGAGACGGGGGGCUACAUGGUGUACUGUACCUGCUCUGUCAUGGUGGAGGAGAACGAGUGGGUCGUGGAUUAUGCUCUGAAGAAACGCAAUGUGAAGCUGGUCCAAACUGGGCUGGAUUUCGGGAAGCAGGGUUUCACCAGGUUUAAGGAGCGUCGUUUCCACCCCUCUCUCAAGCUGACUCGCAGGUUCUAUCCUCACACUCACAACAUGGACGGCUUCUUUGUGGCCAAAUUCAAGAAGUUUUCCAACGCCGUUCCCAAACCCGUCAAGGAAGGAGAGAAGGAUCCUCAGGAGGGUGAAGUGGAGGCCACAAAUGACAAAAACACAAAGAACUCAAAAAAACCCAAACAGACCGAUUCCAAACCCGCCCCCACCACUGCAGCCAGAGGUCAGGGAGCAAAGGUUACCAAGGUCACCAAAGCUAAGGGGGAAGGAAUCCGAGACACGAAGGAGAAAAAAGCAAAGAGUGGAGCGAUGAAGAAGAAGAGGUUUGAGAAGAAGAAGAGCAACGGCAGGAUGGGAAAGAACAAGUUCAAGAAAUUCAAGAAGCUGAAGACCGUGUGAUCUGUCCUCCAGGAACAGAGCUGGAAUAGAAAUACUAAAGAAACUGAAAUUCAAAAAGAAACGCUUUCACGAGAAGGCUUUCUCAGUGUCUUCAGUGUAACCAGUGAGAAACGCUUUGACGAGAAGGCUUUCUCAAUGUCUUUAGCGUAACUUCAAUGAGAAACGCUUUGACGAGAAGGCUUUCUCAAUGUCUUCAGUGUAACUUCAGUGAGAAACUCUUUGACGAGAAGGCUUUCUCAAUGUCUUCAGUGUAACUUCAAUGAGAAACUCUUUGACGAGAAGGCUUUCUCUAUGUCUCUGUAAAUUCAGUGACAGUUUCAAUGAAGAUAUUGGGAGACUUCUAGUUAGAACAUUUGUCAUGGAAUUUUAGUUUCUUUCAGUAUUUCUAAACGCAAACAAAAUCAAUGAGACAUUCUGAGAAAGUCUCUUCAAAUCACAUUUUCUUGAAUUGCCUUUUUUAUGAUGUUUGACAUCAUUGUGUGUGGUUCUUAUUACAGUUACUUAUACUGUGUGUUUUUUUUUUUUUUUUUGCUUUGACUGAGUUCAGAAGCUGCUCUUCAGUUCCAGCUGUCUGCUAUAGACUUAUGUAGCAUCGGCUAGAUCGGCCAAAGUGUCUGUUUAGAAGUGAGAGCCAGCGCCAUCUAGUGAUCUAGAUCAGGUCUCCUACUUUUGCUCGGCAAUACACUAGAUGGUGCUCAUGUUUGCUAAUGUGAACGCUAUGGCUGAUCUAGCCUACAUUACAAAUGUCUGUGGUAGGAAACUAAAAGAGCAGCUCCUGAACUCAGUCAAAGCCGCACAGGCAUCUAAUAUCUGAGCUUUCCCUGAGAGCUGCUCACAAUGAAUACCAACAGCGUGAACAGGUAAGGGCUUGAGCGGCACACACUGAUUUAUUCACAUUGAUCCCUCCACAGCAAUCCUGGCAGUGUCAUUGGUGGUUCUCAGGCUGAUUUCCCAUUCAGAGUGAAACGUGUGAAGAAACAGCCUUUUGGGUUUGUGAUGAAAGCUGCUUUUGUUAGACUCUGUGGAGAACAGCGAUCCACACGAACCCAAGCAGCUGUUUCCUCACUGGGAAUGGUAAAUUAGCCCGAUCAACAGCAUUGACCCUCACCUGUGGAGGGCUUGAUCCAGACAAUUGAAUAAUUGGUUUGUGUAGCACACAGGGACCAUUUAAAAAAGAAAAAAAUAAGAAAUAAAAAAAUGUCACUUGAAGGUGCUUACUCUUUCAAGACUUCAUCGAAAUAAAAUGUUCUCGUAUUGUUUGUAGUUUUCACUGCAAUCUUUCAAAUCCGUUUUGAAGUGUGUCCAAGUCGAGACGACCAGCUUUUCGACUGGACGCCGUGGUCAUUGUAUUUUACACUGACAAAGGCACUGGGGCCAAAACCAUUGUCUACUGGACUUCAUAUGAGGAUGCCAUUUUUCCACACAUAAAUCAAUUUAAAACAUUUUCAAUGAAAAAAUAGAUAUGUUUGAAACUACUUUUCGUCAGCUAUUUGUAAUGUUUCAUAAAUGGAAGGGUCAAAUGGUUUGCUUCAAUGCAGAGGGGUUCUGCUGCAGUGCUGUUAAAUGCUCUAAUGAAAUCCAGCGGUGGCUCAUCAGGGUGUGUGCAGGCUGAUCAAAUUGACAGUUAAUUUCUGGAGUUUUACUUUUUUUUUUAAGUGUUUGUUGAACUUCGUUAGUCCCGUUACAAUUUCCAAAUGUUUUAUUAGUCCGAUUUGACGCAUGAAGAGCAGUGGACACCUGCCAUAUCUUGCACAUACUUUCUUUGUGUAAAUAUACACUCCUUAAAAACUUUGUUAUGCAAAUUACAUCUGUGGCAUUAUGUAUUCUGUGCAUUUUAUAUUAUAUAUAUAUAUAUAUAUAUAUAUAUAUAUAAGAUAGUGACCCUACACCCUAUGGACAGGGCUAUGGCAGGUGAAUCAGUCCCAUGGUGUACAUCCUAUUGACAGUGCUAUGGCAGGUGAAUCUGUCCUAUGGUGUACACUCUAUUGACACAAUCCCAUGUGGUCUUACAAUGUCGCUUUUAAGUUAAGGAGCCUCGAAUGAGUAAAUUGUUUUGCGUGAGACAAACUUUGACUGAUUUACUGUGUUUUUAUUUUUGGUGUUGUUGGUUUACUGCAAAUAAAACAGCUCCAGCUGAAACACGAAGCUGACUUUAUUGUAUUGCUUCUGAUGUAGGUCGUGCAAAAUAUGGUAUCUUUCUCUGCUCCACGGCUACACAGCAGAGGGAGGCACAAGCUUGACUUUGAAUGUACAGUAAAAUAAAGACAAGACACCAUUGGUAACUUU
Messenger RNA from Acipenser ruthenus (sterlet), 4780 nucleotides. It is a transcript of the gene nop2, whose product is annotated as NOP2 nucleolar protein homolog (yeast). Lineage: Eukaryota; Metazoa; Chordata; Actinopteri; Acipenseriformes; Acipenseridae. Gene Ontology annotation, cellular component: nucleolus. Gene Ontology annotation, biological process: rRNA base methylation; maturation of LSU-rRNA. The transcript is spliced from 16 exons. The coding region runs from base 386 to 2494 and encodes 702 amino acids. Gene Ontology annotation, molecular function: rRNA (cytosine-C5-)-methyltransferase activity; RNA binding. The record is from RefSeq and is a predicted model, not a curated record.